This is a messenger RNA of Rotaria sp. Silwood2, 786 nucleotides long. NCBI's taxonomy places the organism in Eukaryota, Metazoa, Rotifera, Eurotatoria, Philodinida, Philodinidae. The record is from the annotation of a GenBank genome assembly.
AUGAGUCGAUUUACAGAAUUUCAACUUGAAAGCAAGAAACUAACACCAGUUGCUGGUUACUGGGCCUAUCGACUUGUUUCUCUUGAAGAAGCAUUGAAUCCUUUCUUGUCCGAAAUUAAUGAACUACAACGUUCCAUAAAAGAAGCCAAAAAGCAUUGCACAUAUCCAUCAGAACAUAAUCUCACUCGUGAUGAAUCGGCUGCUUUAUUAUUAUAUACAAUGGAAGCUGAUGAUCAAAGUUUCUAUCUCAAGCUGAAUCAAAUAUUGAGAAAAGAAGAUCGAGAUGAGUUAAAGCCAUGGUUUGGCUAUCUCAAACUAUUCGAUACGGCACUGAAUAAGUUGCCUACGGUAAAAGGAAUCGUUUGGCGAGCUGUACCUGGCAAUGUGGCUAGUGAUUAUAGGAAAGAUCAACUAUUAACUUGGUGGACUAUUAGUUCUUGUUCAGCAUCAGCAGAUGUUGUCAAAGCAUUUUUAAAGCCCAAUGAAGAAUCAACGCUUUUCAUGAUUGAAGCUAUCAAUGGAAAAAAUCUGACUGGCUACACUAUGUAUCCGAAUGAACACGAAGUUGUAUUAGGAGUUGGCACUCAAUUACGUGUCAAAAGUAUCGGAUUUCAACAUGGAAAUCUGCAUUUGGUACAUUUAGAAGAAGUAAAUGACAAUUCAGAUAAUCAACAGGAUGAAGUAACUGCAUCUAUGGCUGCAAUACAUGCUGCACCAAAACCAUUAAAAAUUAUCAUUUUACCCAAAUCUCGUGAGUCACAAAUCUUUUUCUCUUGUUUUCAAUAG